ACUGUGGGUGGAAGGGUAGGUUUCUGUUUCUAGGUUAGUGUUUGUGGAGGGGAUGAUGAGUGAAUCUUUCUAGCUUUUGUUUCCGUGCAAUAUUCCCAAACCAAACGAAGCAAUUUUUCAAUUGCGAAAGGCGUUUCAGGCGUUUGUUACUUUAUUAAUUGUUUUAUUAAUUAACUUAUUUAUUUGAUGAUUGUUAUUGUUCGUAAGAUCGAAGAAAGAAGAUGGGACUUUCAGCAAAUAUUCCGAAGAUGGAUUUAAAAUCGCAGGCGAAUAGUACAAGAUACGUUAAAUCGUUAAUUUUUUUGAAAAAAGAACUCGCGAUCGAGAAAUUGAUCUCAAUUCUUCCAUGGAUACAUUCCUGUAAUAAUGACCGGCUGAAAGAAGCUUACAUGAAGAGUUUUCCGGUCGUUUUUGGCUAUGCAGAGUUGAAUCGUGUUUCAAUAGAACAAUGUCUGGAGCUAAUCUCGAAUAUCGAAUGUCAUCCGUUUUUUAAACAGGAAAGAAGUUUAUUCAAUGGCUGGAAUGCAAGACUGAGUAGUUUAUUACGGGUAAAUCGCCAUCAUUCGUAUAAAAGUGCGAAAUUACAGAAUACCAGUAACACUUUUGUAAACAUACCAGGAACCAACUUAAACGACGUAAUCGGAUACACCGACUUGGAUUUGUUUUACCGUUAUCAUAAGUGGUUAAAAUACCACAAGUUGCAUAAGUAUUUAUACUUUUUCGCCAAUUUAUCGGCGGUAGAGAUUGAAAGCAUUACAAAAGACAACAUUCGCCAUUUCGAACAAAAAGUUGAUAUUCUGCCUAUGACGGAGGGAGCGCGAAACUCGAUUCUCCGUAAACUUGAUGAACUCCACCAAAGGCGAGCCCGACUGGAGCAAUUCUGUAAGGAGGAGUAUUACAGCAGUAUUUCCAAGAUCGAAAAAAGUAUAUUUGAAAUGAAAACGAUGCUGAAAACUCCAGUCAGAAGAAAUCAACUAUUUUCUCGGAACAAUUUGCCGGAUUUGCUUCGUCGUGCCAUGGAAACAGUGGUUUUUGUAAUAUUGCGCCGUUUGCAAGGUGAUGAUCUUUUACGAGUCUACCAGCCAGCUGUGUCACUAUUGAAAAUGGCUUGGGGAUGUUCGUUUUUCGAAACUGCUGCCAAAAAUAAGAUGAAUGUAAUGCAACACGCUCUGCACACGAAAUUAAAGAAGAAUUAUUCUCGAAAAAUGAAGGGUACUAUUUACGUCGAUUACUCGGUGCAAUUGAUCGAGACGGGGAUUAAAAAUAUUACGUUUUAUCUGGAGAACUUCGUGCUUAAAGAGCACUAGAUGUUACCCAGUUAUUUUUUAUACUUAUGUUUUAUCGUUUUAUUUUACUUAUUUUAAUUUUUUUAAUUUUUACAUAUUGUUAUCUUCAGAUUAUCAAUGACUAUUACCAUCGAGCUAUUGCUCGUAAAAUGAGAUUAAUUUUUAGGACUACAACGAUCCCAGUUUCGUUCAUAUUUGUUAGUUAUUUAAUUUUACUUUAACCCGAUUGAACUUAAUGUUCAAAAAAAUCAUUGACUAGUGAAUACGUAUCUUUUUUAUUCCGUAUAAUAUAUAGACCCAUAAUUGAAUAGAUUUCAAAUUCACCUCCGUUUACCUACAAGUCCGCACCCCACUUAAAGUCGGUUUUAUUAGAUGUUUUAUUAAUAUUAUUAUAGCUUGAAUUUUUUUAAUUAUGUUUUAAACGUUAUUUUUUAUAUACUUAAAUGAAUUAGACAAUUGAAAAUUGAUUUCAAUGGUUAUGUUUUUUAUAUCGUAUUUUAUAUUUGUUAUCACUAUCAGUGUCGAUUAUUAGAUCGUUUAUUUUUUCGACGUUUUAUAAUUAUUAUUUUAUUUGUUUAAAUUAUUUUAUUAAUACCACCACCGGUGUGUUUUUAUCGUGUAAUCGUGUUUCGUGAAUUAUUAAACUUUUUUACCGUA
This is a messenger RNA of Planococcus citri (citrus mealybug), 1943 nucleotides long. RefSeq lists its product as uncharacterized. The record is from RefSeq and is a predicted model, not a curated record. Lineage: Eukaryota; Metazoa; Arthropoda; Insecta; Hemiptera; Pseudococcidae. Bases 222 to 1307 code for a protein of 361 amino acids. The transcript is spliced from 10 exons.